CACAUGGCCUCUAGUUUUGAUUGGUUUCCGCAAUGAAGAAACAAUGAGUAGCCCGAUGCACGCCAGCGAAGCAGUUGCGAAGCAGUUUCAGUCUUCAGCACGGCGCAAGCGGCGCUAUGCGGCGAUGGAUGAUGUGCAUGACUUGGGGCUUGCUGGCCGUGUAAUAGUUGUUGUGGAGAACCUAUGUGACCUGCAAAACUUAGAACGACUGCAGAGAACCUGCAGAGCCUUUGGGGCUGAGCUGCGGCUGGUACAGGAUGAUGGGACUCGGCGGCAGGACUCGAGAUGUCGCAAGUCCCUAGACUUGGGAGGCUACGCUCCAAGCAUUCGGGUCUUCCACACCACCACCGAGUGUGCCAAGGAGUUGGGGGCCGAAGGUGCCCGGUCCUUCGCUACAGCCCUGGACAAGGAGAGUGUUCCUUGGGACGACCAGAGCUUUCUUGGAGGGUGAGCAUCUACAAUCUUCGAUUCGAACGUGAUCGCAGACUAGCGCUGUGGUUUGGCCAGGAGAAGCACGGCCUGAGUGACGCAGCAAUAGCAGCUGCAGAUGAGCGAGUCUACAUUCCUAUGGCUGGAAUGGUGCAAAGUCUCAAUGUUGCAGUGUCGGCAGCCGUGGUCCUUGCCGAGGUGGCUCGGCAGGCGCGAAGUGAAGCGGCCCCUAUAGAGAGUCGGGUGCUUUCUACAAGCGCUGGAGGUGAUCCGGUCCCAAAGUCAGCGAGUCGGACGGAGAAAUUCUGGUCCAUUGCUCAGAAGCGGCAACGGGGCCUGGUGGUGGUCUUAGAAGACCCAGACAGGUUGGAUGCUGCUGCCAUUCUUCGCGGCUGCGAUGCCUUUGGGGUAGCAGAGGUUCACUUCAUCUUCGAGUCAACCAAGUUCUUCGACCCUUUGGCCAAUCGCCAAGUGAUGAAGUCAGAAGGCUCGAACCUCUGGGUUUGCUCCCGCGUCUUUUACAAGGCAAGAGACUGUUUACAGCAUCUCAAUGAGCGUGGCUUCACACCUGUGCUGCUGAAUCCUGAUCCGCGGCAACCUGCAGAAAUGGCCCUCCAGAGUGACCUGGGUCAAGAGCAAAAGUUGGCGCUAUGGCUUUGCUCACCGAGCACCGCAAGCACCGCUGGCGAGCUUCUAAGUGGCGCUUGCAGCAUUGGCCUUCCUGGCGCUGGAGAAGCGAUGGCCGUGUCGAAUUUCGUUUCAGUGAUCCUGGCAGAGGUCGUGCGGCAAAGGAGCAAGUGUCCUGCGAGCCACUGGCGCUUGACUCCUGAAGAGCAGCUAUCCUAUGUGAACUGGUGCACAGCGGUGCAUGCCAAGCGGCACCCGAGUGUGCAACAGCCACAACUUCAGGAGUCCAUGAGCCCCGAAUACCAGCGCAUGGGCUGCCUGAGGGCUGAGCUGGCCAGACAAGGAUGGUGAAAACAGCUGGACAAAUCCGAUAGACCGCUCG
Durusdinium trenchii is the source of this 1438-nucleotide messenger RNA. The record is from the annotation of a GenBank genome assembly. Lineage: Eukaryota; Dinophyceae; Suessiales; Symbiodiniaceae.